UUCUGAACCUUUCAGCCCACCAUGAGUGUGGGAAAAUGGAAAAUUUGCAGCUUUCAAUUAAUAGCCUAAUGAUGUUUUUAUGAAAGCAAAUGAAAGAAGUACAACUAUGUGAAGUUAGUGGUUCCAGACUGAUUAUUCAGGCUUUGUUCUGUAACCUUUCUGUAACCCUUCUAGAUCUGUUCUUGCUUCCUCUCCCCUGCCUUUUUUUUCCCUCCUCCACUCCUGCUUUUGAAGAUGAGAUUCUUUUCAGAUAUUUAGUAUUUGUGGAUUUGUGGGUUGCUUAGCCCAUCCCUCCAGUACCCAGGGACUUCAGCGCGUCUCCAGAAGUUCCAUGUGGUGUACACCUGCUAUCAACUGAGAUUCUUCAACAACUUGUAGGAGAAUAAUUUAUGACAUCAGUCUAAACAUCCCAGGCGUCUUGGGGAUGUUAGCAGGCAGUAACAAAGCAUGUCCUUUCCUGAUAAUAUUGUUGAAUAUAACCCGUUAAAGAACAAAGCAUGCCAGACUGCAGGGAAAUAAAGAGAACUCCCUCUUAGUAUUUCCUGGGGUGCGGUGGUACAAAUUAUCAUCUCUCGUAGAAAAGUACCAUAGAUACAUACGAGGAAGAUUGUCGAGCUGUUUCUCAUUUUUGUAACUCCAUGGGUCAUGUUCCAAACAUAAUGCAGUAAAAGAAUCAUGCUGAGAGUUUUCUCCAUUUCUCAGUGAUAAAAUGAAUGGCAAAUCAGGCUCUGAAUCAUGAAGAUGACAAUGACGACAAGAUGUUACUUAUCUGGUGGAAAUGGGCACAGCUCCUUUGUCACCAGAGCAACUACAGCACUGAGCAUCACAAACUGUGUGUGUUUGUGGGAGCUAACCAACACAAUAUGGGAACAGGCAGGAAAAUAAGCUAUAAGCUGGGGACAUGUUUGUAUCAGCUGGUAGGUAAUCAAAAGGUUUUUAGAGAGCCAGUGUAGUUACCAGUUAAUUCUGCCAGUUGAGCCGAGUGGCUGCUACUUUAUAAUUUGGGUGAAAGCCUGAGCCGACUGAGCAGAAGCUGUGAUCCGCUACAGAGAACUUCUGACGUAAGCAAAGGGUUUGAUUUUUGUGCUGCUGUUUAUUGCUUUGCAUCAAGAGAUGUAUUUUCUAAAACAGAAGAGAUAUGGAAUAUCAUUUCACUUGGCUUCCGAAAUACACAAUAUUUGUGAUUCUCCCAACAGGAGGACUGUGCCAUACGGGCUCUCCAACUUCAGAGGCAGUUUUAGAGGCAAAAGGUCUACAGGGCAGAUGCAAAGCACUUUCCAGUCCUCAUUUCGGUGUUCUUGUUUGGAUGCUCACGACAAACAGUGUCUGCAGUUUUGCAGAAUAACGCAAGACAGGAGACGCUUUAAUGUUUAUUUGCUGAAGCUCAGAAGCAAGAACCUAAACUACAGCUCUCCCUUGAGAUGGACAAACUUGUCGCUCCAGUCUGAUGCCCGUGAACUCAGCGGCGUGCAACACCCCCGCUUCACCAACGCCACACCGGGGGCACCUCAGCCCGCACGGGGCAGCUUCCUCCCACGGCCCCUCGCCAGACCCUUGGAAAAGGAUACCCUUUAUCCCGUAACCUGGCAGGGAAUGUGUCGCUAUUGCAGCAAAAUUCAAAGGCAGAUCCAAACUUCAGCAACACAAAGUUUCAAGAAAUGUUUUCCUAUGUGAUUUUAACAAGUCCAACAGCAACAUACCGUUCCGCUGACGGCUGGCUCCAUGGCUGAAGAACCCUUCCACGGUUUUCCGCCGGCAGCUGGAACUGGAGAAGGGGAUGAGUUAGAGAGAGGGUGCCUAUACAUGAGUUCUCAUUAAGAAUAAACAGAUAACAAAUA
This is a messenger RNA of Calidris pugnax (ruff), 1838 nucleotides long. It is a transcript of the gene EDN3, whose product is annotated as endothelin 3. The record is from RefSeq and is a predicted model, not a curated record. Gene Ontology annotation, molecular function: endothelin B receptor binding; hormone activity. Gene Ontology annotation, cellular component: extracellular region. The coding region runs from base 1114 to 1674 and encodes 186 amino acids. Lineage: Eukaryota; Metazoa; Chordata; Aves; Charadriiformes; Scolopacidae. Gene Ontology annotation, biological process: regulation of vasoconstriction; regulation of systemic arterial blood pressure by endothelin; intracellular calcium ion homeostasis. The transcript is spliced from 2 exons.